AUGGCCACUCAACUCGAUCAACUCAAAGAACACACCAUCGUUGUCGCCGACAGUGGUGAAGUCGAUGCCAUUCGCCGCCUAAAGCCUCAAGACGCCACGACGAAUCCGUCGUUGAUUUACAAGGCUGCCGGUAUGGACUCAUACGCCAAGAUGAUCGACGAUGCAGUCUCAUCUUCUAACGGUGACGUUUCUCUUGCUAUGGACAAGGUCGCAGUCAACUUUGGAAUUGAAAUCACCAAAAUUGUUCCAGGAUACGUCUCCACCGAGGUUGAUGCCCGUCUUUCAUUUGAUACCGAUGCUACCAUCGCCAAGGCUCGCCAGAUCAUCGAGCUUUAUAAAGAAGCUGGCGUUGACAAGUCCCGAAUUCUCAUCAAGAUCGCUGCGACAUGGGAGGGAAUCAAGGCUGCCGAAAUCUUGGAAAAGGAAGGAAUUACAUGCAACCUUACUCUGAUUUUCUCCAUUGCCCAAGCUAUUGCUUGUGCCGACGCCGGAGUCACCCUGAUUUCACCCUUCGUUGGUCGUAUUAUGGAUUGGCACAAAAAGGAAGAUGGAGUCGACGGAUACCCUGGCCCCGAAGAUCCAGGUGUCAAGUCGGUAACCACAAUUUACAACUACUACAAGAAGUUUGGACAUGACACCAUUAUCAUGGGUGCGUCCUUCCGCAAUCCCGACGAGAUUGUCGAACUGGCUGGGUGUGACCGAUUGACGAUUUCUCCUGCCUUGUUGGACAAGUUGGCUGAUUCCACGGAACCACUCACCAUCAAAUUGGAUGCUUCCAAGGCCGCUAGUAUGGAUAUUGAGAAGAUCGAUAUCGACGAAAAGUCCUUCCGAUGGAUGUUGAACGAAGACCCUAUGGCCACCGAAAAGCUUGCUCAAGGAAUCCGCGGAUUCACUGCUGAUACCAUCAAGCUGGAAAGUAUCGUCAAGUCCAAGAUAGAGGCAUAA
Molecule: messenger RNA, 945 nt
Organism: Cylindrotheca closterium
Lineage: Eukaryota; Bacillariophyta; Bacillariophyceae; Bacillariales; Bacillariaceae
Source: the annotation of a GenBank genome assembly